GAAUCUCGAGACCGGAAGACGUUUCAGAUCGACUUUAAGUCUCCUUGUUGCACACCUAGUUAGUCCAUCACGAUAACGUUUCAGGAGAGAAAAAAUGAACUACUUUGAAUACGUUGCUUAGUUGUGUUGCCGCGUUGCCCGUUCAAACGUCUCAACAUGGGCAAAAAGGAUAAAGGAGACAGAGAGAAGAAAUCCAAGAAGCGUCACUAUGAAGAGGAAGACGACGAAGAUGAGGCGACGGGCAGUGCGCCUCAGGAAGCCGUGCCGGCUGCCGCGGGGAAACAGGUGGACGAGUCCGGGACAAAGCUGGACGAGUAUGGAGCCAAAGACUACCGUGUCCAGAUGCAGCUCAAGAAAGACAAUUCUUCACGCCCACUCUGGGUGGCUCCAGAUGGACACAUCUUCCUCGAAGCGUUCUCUCCCGUGUAUAAGUAUGCUCAGGACUUCUUGGUGGCCAUCGCAGAGCCCGUGUGCAGGCCUAACCACGUCCACGAGUACAAGCUGACGGCGUACUCGCUCUACGCGGCGGUCAGCGUGGGCCUGCAGACUUCGGACAUCGUGGAAUACCUGCAGAAGCUCAGCAAGACCUCUUUACCCGAUGGCAUUGUGCAGUUUAUUAAACUUUGCACUGUGAGCUACGGGAAAGUCAAGCUGGUGCUCAAGCACAACAGGUAUUUCGUAGAAAGCGCCUUCCCCGAUGUCAUCCAGCAUCUCCUGCAGGACGGCGUGAUCCGCGAGUGUCGCCUGCGCGGCGCCGACGGCUCGGACCCGGGGCUCAUUACCGAGGUCAUCCACAGCAAGUCAGCGAUCUCUAAGAUCGUCCAGGACAAAGGAGGCGCCUCGACCUCACAGCAGCCCGCCGAUGGUCAAGCCUCCAACCAGCAGGUCCCCGAGGACAUCUUCAGCUACUAUGAGCAGAUGGAUAAGGAGGAAGAAGAAGAGGAGGAGACUCAGACUGUGUCUUUCGAAAUUCGCCAGGAAAUGAUAGAGGAGCUGCAGAAGCGUUGCAUUCAGCUGGAGUACCCCCUGCUGGCGGAGUACGACUUUCGAAACGACACCGUCAACCCCGACAUCAACAUCGACCUGAAGCCCACCGCGGUGCUGCGGCCCUACCAGGAGAAGAGCCUGCGCAAGAUGUUUGGAAAUGGCCGCGCACGAUCGGGAGUUAUUGUGCUGCCCUGCGGAGCGGGUAAGUCUCUGGUGGGCGUGACCGCCGCGUGCACCGUGCGCAAACGCUGCCUGGUGCUGGGUAACUCCUCGGUGUCCGUGGAGCAGUGGAAGUCCCAGUUCAAGAUGUGGUCCACCAUCGACGACUCUCAGAUCUGCCGCUUCACCUCCGACGCCAAGGACAAGCCGAUCGGCUGCUCGGUGGCCAUCAGCACCUACUCCAUGCUGGGCCACACCACCAAGCGCUCCUGGGAGGCUGAAAAGGUCAUGGAGUGGAUGCGGACGCAGGAGUGGGGGCUUAUGAUCCUGGAUGAGGUGCACACCAUCCCUGCCAAGAUGUUUCGACGCGUCCUGACUAUAGUCCAGGCCCAUUGCAAACUGGGCCUAACCGCCACCCUGGUCAGGGAAGACGACAAGAUUGUGGAUCUGAACUUCCUAAUUGGCCCUAAGCUGUUUGAAGCCAACUGGAUGGAGCUGCAGAACAAUGGUUAUAUUGCUAAGGUCCAGUGUGCAGAGGUGUGGUGCCCGAUGUCGCCUGAGUUUUACAGAGAGUACGUGGCCAUUAAGACGAAGAAGCGCAUUCUGCUCUACACGAUGAACCCCAAUAAGUUUCGGGCGUGCCAGUUUCUCAUCCGCUUCCACGAGCGGCGCAACGACAAGAUUAUCGUCUUUGCCGACAACGUCUUUGCCCUGAAGGAAUACGCCAUCCGUCUCAACAAGCCUUUCAUCUAUGGGCCGACCUCCCAGGGAGAACGAAUGCAGAUUUUGCAAAACUUCAAACACAAUCCGAAGAUCAACACCAUUUUCAUCUCCAAGGUCGGAGACACUUCCUUUGACUUGCCAGAAGCCAAUGUUCUGAUCCAGAUCUCCUCCCACGGUGGGUCGCGCAGGCAGGAGGCACAGAGACUUGGUAGAGUCUUAAGAGCCAAGAAAGGAAUGGUGGCGGAGGAGUACAAUGCGUACUUUUAUUCCCUGGUGUCCCAGGACACCCAGGAGAUGGCUUACUCCACAAAGAGGCAGAGGUUCCUUGUGGACCAGGGAUACAGUUUUAAGGUAAUCACAAAACUAGCAGGUAUGGAUGAAGAGGAUCUAAUGUUCUCCACCAGAGAAGACCAACAGCAGCUGCUUCAGAAGGUGCUAGCUGCUUCAGACCUGGAUGCUGAAGAGGAAAUUGUGGCAGGCGAAGUGGGAACCCGACCACAGUUCUCCCGGCGAGCGGGCACCAUGAGCUCUAUGUCGGGCGCAGAUGACACGGUCUACAUGGAAUAUCAAAGCCGGGGCAGCAAAGCCUCUGCAGCAGGGAAGAGCGUUCACCCACUAUUCAAGCGCUUCAGAAAGUAGAUCCGGUGAAACCCGACACUUGAAGACCUGCUCUGUUGUCACAGGGCACAGAGCAGAAAUGAGCAACAAUGGGUUUUGCGGGCGCAGAGAAUCCAUCCGGUCGGGACAACGUGGAGGGGCUGAGUUUCAGGGCUUUUGAAAGCCAGAGAGAUCUGCAUGUAACAUGAGAACAGGGUGGCUGUUUGAGUAUGUUGGAUCUGCAGGGUUUGGUACCUUGGCUGUGAAAACAAAUCUUUUUGUGUUUUAGAAUAUUGUUUUGUGAAUUUUGCUUCAAUUGUGACUCAUUUGUUUCAUGUUGUAUUAUACAAAUGUCUCCACUUUGAAAUGUUCAUAAAGAUAUUUUGUAGAAUGAA
Molecule: messenger RNA, 2861 nt
Organism: Fundulus heteroclitus (mummichog)
Lineage: Eukaryota; Metazoa; Chordata; Actinopteri; Cyprinodontiformes; Fundulidae
Gene: ercc3
Product: excision repair cross-complementation group 3
Exons: 15
Coding region: 157-2508 (783 amino acids)
Biological process (GO): transcription initiation at RNA polymerase II promoter; nucleotide-excision repair
Cellular component (GO): nucleotide-excision repair factor 3 complex; transcription factor TFIIH holo complex; transcription preinitiation complex
Molecular function (GO): ATP binding; hydrolase activity; 3'-5' DNA helicase activity
Source: RefSeq, a predicted model, not a curated record